CUUUCGCGUGGUACCGCCAUUUCGACCAAACGUCCACAUUUGAUUAGCACGUUUUCGUCAUCAAAAGACGUCAAAUUUUUACCAGUUUCCUCGGGCCGAACUGAGUCCAUUCACAGUCAACAUGACGGAGAAAAUAGAUAUGAGCCUAGAAGACAUCAUUAAAUUGAAUAGGACCAACAAGAGAGGGGGAGGUAGAGGUCGCGGUGGACGUGGUCGCGGCGGUGGACAAACGCGUGGCGGUGGACGGGGGAGAGGCGGCAUGUCCGGAGGUGGUGCCAUCAGACGGCAAGGCAGGGGUGGUGGUGCCCGCCCCACUCCGUAUUCACGGCCAAAACAGGUACCUGACCAGUGGCAGCAUGACAUGUAUGAAGGUGGAACUGGAACAGGAAGGAUGCAGUAUAGAACAGGUGGUUCCGUCGGUGGUCAGAAUCAGCAAGGAAAGCUGAUGGUGUCCAAUCUAGACUAUGGAGUCUCUGACGCAGACAUCCAGGAACUGUUUGGAGACUUCGGUGUCUUACUGCACGCGGCUGUCCACUAUGACCAGUCAGGCAGGAGUCAGGGCACAGCUGAUGUGGUCUUUCAGAGGAAAGCAGAUGCCAUCAAAGCUAUGAAACAGUAUAAUAACGUACCCUUAGAUGGUAGUCCCAUGAACAUCCAGCUGGUUACUUCGCCACUUGAGUACGAGCAACAGUUAAGACAACCUACCCAGAGAGCAGGGAACCAGGGAAGGAUACAGCGAGGCAGAGGGGCAGGAGGGCGCAACCAGUACAACAACAGGGGUGGGCGUAACCAAGGGCGUGGUGGCCUCAGGGGGCGCGGAGGUCGAGGGCGUGGCCGAGGUGGCAGCAAGGGACCGACACCCACUGCGGAGGAGUUGGAUGCACAGUUAGAUGCUUACAAUGCUGAGAUGGAUAGUUAAAGUACAUCCUUGAAGUAAGAAAUUUUGGAAGUUUCGUUGAGGGGAGAUUUUCUACUGUGACCUCAAGCUCUGCAGCAGUACUGCAAUAUGACAUGGACGUAUUUUGUAAUUAGAUGGAAUUUGGUGAAAUCAUGGGCACUUGCAAGGGCUGCUGCACUGCCGACUGUUAAUGACCUGUAACGAAACUCAUGCUUGUCUGAACAGGCAACCGCAUUUAAUAGUAAGCAGGAAAAAUGCCAAACCAAGAUAUUUACUAAGCAUUUUAAAGUUUUUCAUCAGUUGUCUUUAUAUGUGUUUCAUAGUAGUUUUGAAUAGUAGUUGCUGUCAGUUUUGCUUACCAAAUAUAUUGGUUUAGUAUUUUUUUUCCUACUUUUGAAUUUCUGUGAUAUUGGCAAUGUCAGGCAUGAGUUGAAUGGAGUGGAAAUUGCAAGGACAUGAGGUUCUUGUGGUCUGUAAAACAUUUUAGACAGUCAUUUAUUGUUUCCGGUAAACAUCCAGUCAGUUUUUGCCUGUGUGAUCAUCUUCAACUUGCUUAUUUCUGAGACACUAGUUUACAGUGAAGAUUGAAUCAAAAUUAGAACCUAAAAUCUGUUGCCUGCAUUGAUUUGUAAACUCCUUCUGUAUUUUCAAUUUCAGUAAAUUGUUUGUCAUUCCAGUAAACAGCACGGACAACCCAAGUUUACCAAAUCCUACCUUCACCUAUUUUAUUCAAAACUAAAACCCAACUUCGAUGGUGUAGUAGUCCACCUGACUGAUAUGUUUCUGUCAAACUAUGAUCUAUUUAGUGUGUAUUGAUUGUGAUAUGAAAAAUUCACAAGAAUUUUCUUACUGUCAUGAUCACUAGUCGCUUUCAUUGCAUCCCCCCAUGACUUUUUAAAUUUGAGAUUGUGUUUUAAAAUGAAUGAAAAUUUGGUUAAUUGGAGUCAGGAGAAGGAUGGUUUAAUCAUCUGUGCUGAAAGAAGACCAUUAGAGAUUCACUUCCCUCGCUUAAUGCAGUUGCCAUGUUUGUAUCGGAAGUCGGUGUGUGUAAAUAGUUUGUCUUUUUAUUACUUGGAAACAACAGUUUUGCAGGCUUUAAAAAUGGAAGCUUUGAUUAGUCUCCAACCAUUGUAAAAAAAAAAUCUGUGUUUUUUUUCAUUCUGUGUCACAUUCAAGAAUGGAAGGCAAUUUUCAGAAACAAGUUCUUUGUAUUGUUGAGGACCUACUUUGCGUAACUUAAGUUCCUAGUGGCAUCAGUGUCUUUUAAGGGAAGGGAAUUCUACUGUAUGAACUUAAACCUAUACCGUUGAAUUUUUCUUUUAUGUGGAUAAAAUUCAGUGCAAAAUUAUACGGAAAAUAGCUUUUCAGUACGCCUAUGAAAUUAUAAAAUGUUCAGUUGUGAUAUUAAUUUUGGGUACAAGACCAAAUUACCAGAUUACUUAGCUCCAUUUUUAUUGAAUGGUAACCAUCUUAAAUUGUCUACUUGGUAUAAUGGAUUUGGGAUGGUUUCCAUUUGCUCUGACUAAUUACAAUUUCCCGCUCAACAGUCAUAACAUUGGCCUUGGUACUUGAUACAGUAAUAGAAAUAUCCCCUUUUGUGACAUAUUUUUAACUUUUCUUGUUUUUUAGUGCCGGUGGUGUAAGUUUUUAAAACCUGUUUCCAACCUUUUAUUACAUUUUGUUUUCAAUAUCGGUGAGACAUUAACAAGGAGACAUCAGUAAUAAAGGGUCCUGAUACAGGAUGAGGGGGAAAACGUG
Acanthaster planci (crown-of-thorns starfish) is the source of this 2656-nucleotide messenger RNA. RefSeq names its product THO complex subunit 4-like. NCBI's taxonomy places the organism in Eukaryota, Metazoa, Echinodermata, Asteroidea, Valvatida, Acanthasteridae. The record is from RefSeq and is a predicted model, not a curated record. Gene Ontology annotation, molecular function: mRNA binding. Gene Ontology annotation, biological process: mRNA export from nucleus. Gene Ontology annotation, cellular component: nucleus.